Messenger RNA from Pestalotiopsis fici W106-1, 1341 nucleotides. RefSeq lists its product as uncharacterized. Gene Ontology annotation, biological process: L-phenylalanine catabolic process. Lineage: Eukaryota; Fungi; Ascomycota; Sordariomycetes; Amphisphaeriales; Sporocadaceae. The record is from RefSeq and is a predicted model, not a curated record. The transcript is spliced from 2 exons. Gene Ontology annotation, cellular component: cytoplasm. Gene Ontology annotation, molecular function: homogentisate 1,2-dioxygenase activity. Bases 1 to 1341 code for a protein of 446 amino acids.
AUGGCGCCAGUAACAGACUUUGCCGUCAAGGAGAUUUAUGAAUACUUGGAAGGAUUUGGAAGCUAUCACCAGUCUGAAGCGAUUCCCGGUGCAAGCCCGCUCGUCAACAACAGCCCACAGAAACCUCCCUUUGGUCUGAGGACUGAACGGAUCAGUGGCAGCUCCUUUACGGCUCCGCGGGAUCAUAGCCUACAGACAUGGAUGUAUCGUGUGAGCUCCUCGCUUCGGCACGAAGAAUUUGUGCCGUACCAGAAUGAAGGCGUGCCGAAAAAGCCCAGCGUCAUCUCGCCAAACUCAUACCUGUGGCCGAAAUUCCCCGUCGAUGCAGAGGCAGAUUGGUUGUCGCAGAAACUUUUGGCACAGAAUGGAGAUCCAGCCACCAAGACGGGCGUUGCCAUCUGGGUCUUCUCCGUGGCACAGCCCAUGAAGCCAAACACGGCCUUCUCGUCGCUCGAUGGCGAUGUGCUCAUCAUUCCACAGUCUGGGACCCUCGAUAUCCAGACAGAGCUUGGCAAGCUUCUUGUUCGACAGAACGAAAUAUGCGUGAUCCCAAGGGGCAUCCGAUACCGCGUCACUUUGCCGGCUGGGCCGGCGAGAGGUUAUAUUUGUGAGCUUUUCCAAGGCCACUUUCGUCUGCCUGAACUUGGUCCCAUAGGCUCGACUGGGCUGGCCAACAUACGGGAUUUUCAGGUUCCAAAGGCGUUUCUCGAUGGCAAACUCGAGAAAGGGACAGCGGUGGCAAAUGAUGCGACAUGGAGCAUCAUCUCGCGUCAAGCCGGACGCCUGUGGGAAGCAAAGCAGGACCAUACCGUCUUCGAUGUCGCUGCCUGGCACGGAACAAACUACCCGUACAAAUACGAUCUCGGUCGCUACUGUCCCAUGGGCAACCUACUCUUUGAUGAACACGACCCGAGUCUGUUUACGGUGCUCACGGCGCCAUCGUAUAGAGAACCCGGCGUGAAUGUCGUCGACUUUGCCGUCAUCCCGCCGCGCUGGAUGGUUGGGGAAGACACCUUGUGGCUCCCCUAUUUCCACCGAAACACCAUGAACGAAUUCUAUGCGCCAAUUGUGUCGGUCCAGCACCCUAAGCACCCUCUAAAUGGUGACCAGCAAUUCAAACCAUUUGUCGCAGGGUUGCACGGGAGUAUGACGACUCAUGGCGCGGCCGAGGAGGACUUUCAAAAGACGACAAACGGACCUACCACGCCACAAAAAGUGCAGACGGACGGCUUCAGCGUCUUUCUGUUGGAGACGGAGAUGCCGUUGUUCUUGAGCGACUGGGCGGCGAAAGCCUGUUUCAAGCCAGCUGAUGCCAAACCGCGAGGAGCUGCCAAAAUCUGA